Molecule: messenger RNA, 2836 nt
Organism: Anopheles coustani
Lineage: Eukaryota; Metazoa; Arthropoda; Insecta; Diptera; Culicidae
Product: tyramine/octopamine receptor-like
Exons: 5
Coding region: 1-1245 (414 amino acids)
Biological process (GO): adenylate cyclase-activating adrenergic receptor signaling pathway
Cellular component (GO): membrane
Molecular function (GO): G protein-coupled amine receptor activity
Source: RefSeq, a predicted model, not a curated record
AUGACAAAGCACCAACCCUACAUCGACUCGCUGGUCAACUUGCUGAGCGAAGACAUCGGAUACGUGCUGUACUCGGCGCUCGGUUCGUUCUACAUCCCCAGCUGCAUCAUGGUGUUUGUCUACAUCCGGAUCUACUUCGCGGCCAAGGCGCGCGCCCGUCGGGGCAUUCGCAAGAAACCACUGAAGCCACCGAGCGAGCAGGACACGAGCUUCACCCGCAACGCCGGCACCGUCCCGAUGCCAUCACUUCCCAGUGCCUCUAACAAUAACAAUCAAUCCGCGGUGCACCAGCACCCGGCGGCCCCGCACCACCACCCCGGGAGCACCGGCUCGACCCAGAUAGCGACGAUAGAGCCGCCCCCGCGGGGGCUCGUGGCGGGGUCGGGCGCCUCCCCGAUGCCCAUCCCGGUGGUGACGUGCGACUUCGCGUCCGACAUGUCGACGAGCGAGGCGGGCACGGCCGAACAGGACAAUCACGGGCUGGUGGCCGCGGCCUCCAGCCAUCCGCCGCUCGAGCCCAAGGACACGCUGAAGGCGCCCCUACAGCAGCAGCAGCAGCAGCAGCAGCGGACCAGCAACAACGGCAUCUCGUCCGAGCUGGCCGUCUCACCUUCGGCCGUCGCCCGCAACCGGGCGCUCUCGGUCGGCAUCGACACGGACAUGGUGAGCGAGUUCGACCCGUCCAGCUCGGACUCGGGCGUCAUCAGCCGGUGCGCGGUGGUGAAGCCGCUCAAGUUCCGCCUCUGCCAGCCCAUCUUCGGCAAGGGCAAGGCGAAGGCGCGCCAGGCUGGCGGUGGUCGGGGCAACAACUGCACCCAACCGAUGCUCGGCUCGGGUGCCCACGACGGCGGUGGAGGAGGAGGUGCGGGAGGCGGCGGCGGGCAGCAGGCCAUCUCGCAGCUGAUCGCCAGCAAGCAGACGGACAGCACCUGCAGCGAGAUGGAACCGGCCCUGCCGAAGCCGAAGCCGCGCGACCCGGAGAAGGAGAAGCGGCGCAUCGCGCGCAAGAAGGAGAAGCGCGCCACGCUCAUCCUCGGGCUGAUCAUGGGCAGCUUCAUCGCCUGCUGGCUGCCCUUCUUCUUCCUCUACAUCCUCGUCCCCAUCUGCCCGAACUGCAGCAUCCCGGAGAGCGCCUUCUCGCUCGCCUUCUGGCUCGGCUACAUGAACUCCGCGCUCAACCCGGCCAUCUACACCAUCUUCAACAAGGACUUCCGGCGCGCCUUCCGGCGCAUCCUGUUCAAGUGAUGUUUAGCGUACGUGUGCUGCUAUCGCUGCGUCUCCCGUAGCAUCGAGAAGGCUACGGAGCGGGCAAUCGGCGGCGCACAGCUCGGCGGCGGCUACCGGGGCGGCUACAUGCGAUGAUAGCACGCGCCACCGUAGGCCACACCCCCACCACCCAACCCCUCCCCCACCCCCCCUCCCACCAGCAUGCACUCCUUUUUCCCAAACUCCCACCUCGCACCGGGUGUCGGUGGCGAGUCUCUCCUGUGGUCGUGUGUUGCGCGUAACAUUUUGCUACGCGAGUGCGCGUGCGUGUGUGUGUGUGUGUGUACUUACCCACCAAUCCGUUCAACCCCAUCGGUCGGCGAUAAUAAUGAUGCGUAUUGGGAAAGGAGAACGAAAAUGACAAACAACCAAAACAGCAAACAACAAAUAACUAAAAUAAAAACAAAAAACCACAAGAGUAAACAAAAAACAAAAACAAACACAAUGCAAUCCAAAACGAAUGCAAAACGAAGGAGAAGCACCAUGCACCAAAACCCUUCUCUCGGUACGAACAGAUUAAACAGGAAGUAAGCAGCAAAGAAAGCAAACAAAGAAAUAAAAGCAAACCUACUAGCGUUAAGGAGAAACUAUUAAGCCGAAAAGAGCUAACAAAGGUGAACACAACACAGCAGACACUAAUAUAGAAACAAUUCUAACUGACUGCAUGCACCCAACGUGAAUGAAGAGAAGAGAAGAAGAAAAAACGGUGGGAGGCGGUACGAAGUCUACGUGUUUUUCGUGUUUCUUUAUCCAGCAUAUAGUAUCUAUAUACACACACGUACAUAUAUAAAUAUACAUAUACAGAUAUAUGAGUAGGGUAUGAAUAAGACGAAGGCAUCAACCACUUUCUACAGCUAUAUAUAUAUAUAUAUACUUGCGCAUAUACGUACGUAACAUAUGCAUUACUAGGCAGGUCGGAGGGUCGAGAGGCUAACUAGCUAACUUUAUCCGAGUGCAAAUGUUACAGCAUUCUUCAUCCAGUCCGUCACCAUACACUGAAAGCAACAACUUAAAGGUAAACAAAACAGAAACUAGACACACACUCACACCAAAAGGUUCGUCGAGGCAGAGUAAUAAUAAUACGACUUGUAUCCGACACGAUACAGAAGCAAACAAAUGGGAUAAAUUGUAUAACAAAGAAGCUAUAGCAGAACGACGAAAAACAAAACCAAAACAGUGGUAGAUUUGAUAAAUUUAAUGCGACACGGGGUAGAGGGCUUAGCUGUAAGGAGGAAAAGGUCGAAGGGGUCGAUGCAUGGGGAAGCGCGAACACGUUCACCGAUGGCCGCUUCGGUUUAGGUUUGAUAAAACCGGUUGGAAGUUUUAAAAACGAGCCAUUAACAUGUUUGUUGUUCAGUUUAGCUUGGCUGACUCUCGUUGAGAGCAAGCGUUCACCCACACUUCUCCGUUCGCAAACGAUGCACCUUAAAAUGGGGGUUUGGAUGUUUGGACGGGUGCCGUUAGUAUGACGUUUGUUUGCCGUCUACAGACACGGGUUGAGUUCGUCGCGGAUCGAUUCGAAUCUUUGUGUUCUCCGCAACCAACUAAACGGCCAAACCGGGAACGUUGC